Messenger RNA from Grosmannia clavigera kw1407, 1158 nucleotides. RefSeq names its product NADH:flavin oxidoreductase NADH oxidase family protein. Gene Ontology annotation, molecular function: NADPH dehydrogenase activity; FMN binding. The record is from RefSeq and is a predicted model, not a curated record. Bases 1 to 1158 code for a protein of 385 amino acids. The transcript has a single exon. Lineage: Eukaryota; Fungi; Ascomycota; Sordariomycetes; Ophiostomatales; Ophiostomataceae.
AUGAGCACAACGACUUUCACCCCAGCGGAGACGCGGCUCUUCAAGCCCCUCAAAGUGGGCAACAUGACGCUGCAGCACCGCAUUGUCUACCCUCCUCUGACGCGGUUUCGCAAUGACGACGAGCACGUGCCUCUGCCGAUGAUGGUCAAGCACUACGCCGACCGCGCCGUCAUUCCGGGCACUCUUCUCAUCUCCGAGGCCACUGCUAUCUCUCCAGCCGAGGAGGGACAGAAGAACAACCCGGGAUUGACUACGGAGGCACAGGUGGCCGGGUGGGCCAAGAUUUACGAGGCCGUCCACGCCCGCGGCUCUUUUUUCUUCCAGCAGCUCUGGGGGAUGGGUCGGGCGGCCGAUCCGAGCUAUGUGAAGGAGCGUGGCUUCGACUACCGGUCUAGCAGUGCCGUGGCGAUGCCCGGCGUCGAGGCCGUGCCGCGGGCGAUGACCGAGGAGGAGAUCCAGGAGACGAUCCGGGGUUUUGCCGAGACGGCCAAACGCGUCGUCGCAGCGGGCGGUGACGGCGUGGAGCUCCACGGCGCCCACGGCUACUUGCUGGACCAGUUUCUGUCGGACCGUGUGAACCAGCGGACGGACAAAUGGGGCGGCUCGAUUGAAAACCGGGCCCGUCUGAUGCUCGAGUGCGUCCGGGCUGUGGCUGACGCUAUCGGUGCCGAGAGAGUGGGCCUGCGGCUGUCGCCGUAUGCCAGCUUCCAGUCGGCCGAAAAGUCGGACAUUGUUGGGACAUACAAUUACCUCAUCGGCGAGCUGAAGGCCAUGAAGACGCCCUUGGCCUACUUGUCUCUUGUUGAGCCGAUCGGCGACCCGUCCUCCGUUUUGCUGGGCAAGACGGCGGCCAACCUGGACAAGACGCUGGACUUUAUCCUGGAGGACUGGAACAACCUGACCCCGGUUCUCGUCGCCGGUGCAUACACACCUGAGACGGCCGCCCGUGCAGUUGAGGAGCGCUACAGCAAGUGGGACGUUCUGAUCGGCUUUGGCCGUACCUACAUCGCCAACCCCGACAUUGUCUUCCGGAUCAAGCACGGCCUGGCACUGAACCCGUACGACCGUGCGACGUUCUACGUUAACAAGUCUGAAGUCGGUUACAACGACUAUCCUUUCAGCGAGGAGUACCUCGAGAGCGUUAAGAACAAAGCUUGA